Suillus bovinus is the source of this 585-nucleotide messenger RNA. RefSeq lists its product as uncharacterized. Bases 1 to 585 code for a protein of 194 amino acids. The record is from RefSeq and is a predicted model, not a curated record. The transcript has a single exon. Lineage: Eukaryota; Fungi; Basidiomycota; Agaricomycetes; Boletales; Suillaceae.
AUGAACUCUAACAAUGCAGUUAGACCCGACUAUACGCUACCAGAGUUCAAAGGAGAGUGGCAACAACUAGUAGAUGAAGGAUUAUCCGAACAGCAGGCUGCUCGAUCCUUAACAGCGUUAUGGAACUUUAACAAUAACGCGGAGAAGGCACGAUGGGCAGAUAGACAAGAACGUCUAGAAGAGGCUCGUCAACGAGCUGAAGAAGACGAAGCCCAGAGGCAACAAGACCUUAAAGACGAAGAGGAAGCAACUCAUUUAGAAGACAGGAAGAAGAACAAGAAUAAGUACGCGCCUGUCAAACACGGAGAAGUACCUUCCGACCCUACUAUUCUCCCAGCACAAUACGCGACUAGGAGAUUGAAAGCAGGAGAUUACUGCGAGUUGCACUAUUUUACCAACAAAGGCCUCGACGAGGCCAAAACUUCGGCCUUGAUUGCUGAACCAGAUGCACUAGUGAUGCUCCCAGCAUCGGACGGAGUACACUCUGGGUUCCCGCUGCAGCGGUCAAAGAUCCCAAAGCAGCCCCCAUUACCAAAGAUGAGAAUCUCACAUGGGAAGAGUUUAACAAAGCGGCCCCACGCAUAA